AUGGGGAAGACCCCCGCCGAGUUGGACGAUUUCUAUCGUUUCUUCCGUAUUUCCGGAAUGGCUCACUGCAGUGGUGGUCCUGGUGCUGUUAACAUUGGCAACCAAGCCCAGAACUUGGCCAGCUAUGACCCCGAAGAGAACGUCCUGAUGGCCAUGGUCCGUUGGGUAGAGGAGGGGAUUGCCCCUGAGCACAUCACCGGAACUGCCUUUGUCAAUAAUACGAGAAGUGCCGGCGUUGACUACAAACGCAAGCAUUGCCGCUGGCCUACACGCAACGUUUUCAACGGGACAGGGAGCUAUAAGAACGAGAAUAAUUGGGAAUGUGUGGCAUAA
Molecule: messenger RNA, 333 nt
Organism: Colletotrichum graminicola M1.001
Lineage: Eukaryota; Fungi; Ascomycota; Sordariomycetes; Glomerellales; Glomerellaceae
Exons: 1
Coding region: 1-333 (110 amino acids)
Source: RefSeq, a predicted model, not a curated record